AAUUGAAAAACUGUCUGUUUUGAAUCGUUGUUCAGAUGAAUACAGUUGAAGUGUUUGGUGUUCGUUUGCCUUUAUCAGUUGCCUGCUUCUUGUUUCAGUUCGUUACAUACCAUGUCACUUGUUGUAUUUUUGCUCUCUUAGACUACUACAAGCUUCUUCCAAGUUGCAAGUUGCAUAAUUCGGAUCAUAAAACGUAUACUCAGUUACUGCCUAGAGUUGUGUUCAAUCAGUUUGCUUUUUAUUUACCGAGCUUUGUUCUUUUACAAUAUUUGGGAAUCGCUUUUUGUUCAUUUGGGCCAAAAUUAUCGGUUUGGCUAUUUGUUGCAGAUUACUUGUUCUAUUCGUUCCUUCAAGAAAUCAUCUUUUACAGCGGUCACCGAUUCCUUUUGCACUCCAAGUGGGGAUUUCAACUUUUGGGACAUGAAUUGCAUCAUACUACAAAGGGUUCUGUGGCUGUCUCUCAACACUAUAUGGCUCCCAUAGACUAUCUAAUUGAAAUUGUUAUCACAAAUAUGCUUCCUUUCUUUUUCAUGAAGAAAACCAACAUAUAUUUUGAGCUUUUUGUCAUCACUUUAAAUACAGUUACGGGUCCUUGGGAUCAUAGUGGCUAUAAAUAUCCCAUCGGUGAAUCUUCUUUUGCGCAUUCGAUGCACCAUCUUCGCUCUUCUUGUAGCUUUGGUGGAAGCGCCGCAUUUACAGAUUGGAUCUUAAAGACAGCUUAUUAUUUCUAUGGAUACACUAAUCUUCCAAAGAUUAAGGAAAGCAAGUAGCCAACUAGCGUUUCAAAGGAUGAUGAAUCUGAAAGAAAGUUUCUUCUAUGAGUUGAUAAACUUGCGACUGUGUUGUUUUUCCAAUUUCUAUUAAACAAUAUGCAUCAGUUGUGAUUCUUCAGUUUCUGCUUCUGCUUAGUUUGUAUCAG
Molecule: messenger RNA, 919 nt
Organism: Galdieria sulphuraria
Lineage: Eukaryota; Rhodophyta; Bangiophyceae; Galdieriales; Galdieriaceae
Product: fatty acid hydroxylase
Exons: 8
Coding region: 36-770 (244 amino acids)
Biological process (GO): lipid biosynthetic process
Molecular function (GO): iron ion binding; oxidoreductase activity
Source: RefSeq, a predicted model, not a curated record